GGGCAAACCCUGACGUCACCAAAUCCCAACUGCAAUAACUUGUUGAUUUAAAGAAAGCCAUUUGGUUUCCCACAUGCUUAAAAUCUGAAAAUGAGGCCACAUGAAAAAUGGAAAGAGUCGGUUCGUGAACGUGUUUAUGACCUUGCAUUCAAGCCAGAUGGCAGCCAAAUUAUUAUAGCUGCAGGACAACGUGUGCUGGUCUGUGAUGCUAAAGAUGGAACUAUUAUCCAGCCUUUAAAAGGACACAAUGGCACAGUGUACUGUGUGGCCUAUGCGAAGGAUGGUAAAAGGUUUGCCUCAGGAUCUGCAGACAAAAGCAUCAUCAUAUGGACUUCAAAACUGGAGGGUAUUUUAAGAUAUACCCACAAUGAUGCUAUCCAGUGUGUCGCUUACAACCCAGUCACUCACCAGCUUGCUUCCUGCUCAUCUGGUGACUUUGGCUUGUGGUCCCCAGAACAGAAAUCUGUAAGCAAAACUAAAGUGAGUAGCAGAAUAACGUGUUGUGGGUGGACCAACGAUGGGCAGUACCUCGCCCUUGGCAUGAUGAAUGGUGUGGUGAGCAUACGGAACAAGAAUGGAGAGGAGAAGGUUAAAAUAGAACGUCCAGGAGGAUCUUUAUCCCCUAUCUGGUCCAUCGCCUGGAGUCCCUCCAAGGAUGAACACAAUGACGUGCUGGCUGUGGCAGACUGGGGUCAAAAGCUCUCCUUUUACAAACUCAGUGGACAGCAGAUUCGAAAAGACAAAACUCUAAACUAUGACCCUUGUUGCAUCAGCUACUUCUCCAAGGGCGAGUACAUUGUGAUGGGUGGCUCGGACAAACAGGUGUCCCUCUACACUAAAGAUGGAGUGCGGUUAGGGACCAUCGGAGAACAUAAAGCAUGGGUGUGGACAUGCCGAGUUAAGCCCGACUCCAACUAUGUGGUGUGUGGCUGCCAGGAUGGGACCAUCUACUGCUACCAACUUAACUUCACCACAGUUCAUGGCCUCUACAAAGACUGCUACGCCUAUAGAGACAGCAUGACCGAUGUUAUCGUGCAGGACCUCAUCACUGAGCAAAAACUGAGAAUCAAGUUCUGUGAACUGGUAAAGAAGAUAGCCAUCUAUAAAAACCGCCUCGCCAUUCAGCUGCCUGAGAAGAUCAACAUCUGUGAACUCAAGGAGGACAACUCCUCCACCCUGAACUACAGCAUUAGCAAGAGAAUCUGCAAGAAGUUUGAAUGCAACCUGCUGGUGGUCUGCUCCCAGCACAUCAUUCUCUGUCAGGAGAAGAGACUCCAGUGCCUGUCUUUUGCCGGUGUCAAGGAAAAAGAAUGGGUGAUGGAAUCUAUGAUUCGUUACAUCAAAGUGAUCGGUGGUCCGCCAGGCAAGGAGGGUCUGCUGGUGGGCUUAAAGAACGGAGCUAUCCUGAAGAUAUUUGUCGACAAUCCUUUCCCAAUAACGCUGCUGAAGCUGUCAACAUCAGUGCGCUGCCUCGAUAUGAGCGCGUCCCGCAAUAAACUGGCUGUGGUGGAUGAACAUAACACUCUCUUCGUCUAUGACAACAACAGCAAAGAUUUGCUUUUUCAGGAGCCUAAUGCUAAUAGCGUAGCCUGGAACACCCAGUGUGAGGACAUGCUGUGUUUCUCUGGGAACGGCUACCUUAACAUCAAGGCCAGCAACUUUCCAGUGCACCAGCAGAAAAUGCAGGGCUUUAUAGUGGGCUACAACGGCUCGAAAAUAUUCUGCCUCCACGUCUAUUCCAUGUCUGCUGUCGAGGUGCCUCAGUCAGCACCCAUGUACCAAUACCUGGAGCAGAAGAUGUUUAAGGAAGCUUAUCAGAUCGCCUGUCUGGGUGUGACAGACAGCGAUUGGAGGGAUUUGGCCACAGAAGCUCUCGAGGGACUUGACUUUGAAACAGCCAAGAAGGCCUUCAUUAGAAUCCGAGAUUUGCGCUACUUGGAACUGAUCAGCAGCAUUGAGGAGAGGAAGAAGCGGGGCGAGAACGACAACGAGAUGUUCCUGGCAGACGUCUAUGCCUUCCAGGGGAAAUUCCGCGAGGCUGCAAAGCUCUACAAACGCAGCGGCCACGAACCAGCCAUGAAGAAAGCUGUGAACAUGUACGCCGACCUGUGCAUGUUCGAGCACGCCCAGGAGUGUGCGGGUGUUACAGACCCAAAGGUCUCCCUCAAGCUAAUAACAAAGCAGGCAGAUUGGGCUAAAAGCAGCGAGGAGCCCCGGACAGCAGCUGAGAUGUAUCUGUCAGCAGGAGAACACAUGAAAGCUAUAGAUAUUAUCGGAGAACACGGCUGGGCUGACAUGCUAAUUGGCGUUGCACGUAAGCUGGACAAGGCUGAGCGUGAACUACUGGCAAAGUGUGCGGUGUACUUCAAGAAGCUGGGACACCAUGGCUAUGCCUCAGAGACUUAUUCCAAGAUGGGAGACUUAAAGGCUUUUUUGCAACUACACGUGGAGACGAGUCACUGGGAAGAGGCCAUCUCCCUGGUGAAGGAGCACCCACAGUUCAAUUAUGACGUCUAUUUCCCUCUCGCCCUUUGGUUUGCAGAAAACAGUCACUUUGAUGAGGCGCAAGAAG
Cyprinodon variegatus (sheepshead minnow) is the source of this 2572-nucleotide messenger RNA. It is a transcript of the gene ift122, whose product is annotated as intraflagellar transport protein 122 homolog. The transcript has 20 exons. Gene Ontology annotation, biological process: protein localization to cilium; intraciliary retrograde transport; non-motile cilium assembly. The annotation marks the transcript as partial. NCBI's taxonomy places the organism in Eukaryota, Metazoa, Chordata, Actinopteri, Cyprinodontiformes, Cyprinodontidae. The record is from RefSeq and is a predicted model, not a curated record. Gene Ontology annotation, cellular component: non-motile cilium; intraciliary transport particle A. Gene Ontology annotation, molecular function: protein binding.